GGUUAUCAUCUGAAUCGUGAAGUUUGGAUGCAAAAUGGGUAAAGAGCAGUUUCGGGAGGCCGACAAGGCCUUGAAAGUUGUCGGCGUAAAGUUUGCUCCUGGAGAUUGUGAGUUUAUGCGUCAGACGGCUCAUGUUCCGAUUUUCAAUAAUAAAUUGUACGAAGAUGUUGAAGGAAAAUUGCAGCCAGCAAACUAUGGACCACUCGAUCCGAAAAUGGGAGUCUCCACAAAAACUGGAACUUGCUCUACAUGCGGUCUCGGACUGACAGAUUGUGUUGGUCACUUUGGCUAUUUUGAUCUCGAUGUUCCAGUGUUCCAUAUUGGAUUUUUCAAGUUAACUAUUCAAUUGCUUCAAUGCAUCUGCAAAAACUGUUCAUCUAUUCUUCUAACUCCUGAACAACACCGUGUCUUUUCUCGACAAGUUAUGAAUCCAAAUCUUGAUUAUCUGCACAGAAAAGCACUUCAUAAACGCAUUGUCGCAGCAUGCAAGAAAGGUUCCACUUGUUCUCAUUGUGGCUUGAAAAAUGGAACCGUAAAAAAAGCCGUCGGAGCAGUUCUGAAGAUUGCCUUCGCCAGUCCUGUUUCAGUAGACGAACUUGGUAAAUUCGCUACAAUGUUCAGUUCAAACCAAGAAGUUGGUGAUCAUGUUCGUAAGAUGAAGUUCACAUUGCUUAAUCCACUAUUCGUGCAGAAACUUUUCUCCAAUAUCAAGGAAGGGGACAUUCCUGUUCUAAUGGUUCGAUCCGGAGAGGAAAAGCAUCCAAAUGAUCUUCUUCUCACUCGAAUGCCAGUUCCACCAGUUUGCAUUCGUCCUUCUGUUGUUUCAGAAGUCAAAGCUGGAACUACUGAAGAUGAUGUGACUAUGAAGCUUAUGGAAAUUAUGUUAACAAAUGAUGUACUCAAGAAGCAUAAAAGAGAUGGAGCACCCAGCAAGACACUUUUCGAAACUUGGGAGCAUCUUCAGAUACAAUGUGCUCUAUACAUCAAUUCUGAAAUGUCAGGACUUCCACCAGAUAUGCAACCAAAAAGAGCGAUGCGUGCAUUUACUCAACGUCUAAAAGGAAAACAGGGAAGAUUCCGUGGAAAUCUUUGUGGAAAACGUGUUGAUUUCUCUGGCCGUACUGUAAUUUCACCCGAUCCAAAUCUUCGAAUCGAUCAAGUUGGUGUGCCAAUCCACGUCGCCAUGACUCUAACGUUCCCCGAAAUUGUGAAUGCAUCAAAUAUUGAGAAAAUGCGUCAAUUGGUAAUCAAUGGAAGUGAUGUUCACCCGGGAGCGAAUUAUUUGGUCGAAAAGAAGACGGGAAACAAAAAGUUAUUGAAAUAUGGAAAAAGAGAUGAACUGGCAAAGAAUUUAAGAAUGGGAGAUACAAUUGAACGUCACCUUGAUGAUAACGAUGUGGUCUUGUUCAAUCGUCAACCAUCUCUUCACAAGAUCUCUAUUAUGAGCCAUAGAGCAAAAGUAAUGCCGGGAAGAACGUUCAGAUUCAAUGAAUGUGCUUGUACUCCCUAUAACGCCGAUUUUGACGGAGAUGAAAUGAAUUUGCAUUUACCACAGACAUAUGAGGCAAAAGCCGAAGCCAGUGAAUUGAUGAAUGUGAAGAAUAACUUGAUCACUCCUCGUUCAGGAGAACCUCUUGUUGCUGCUAUUCAGGAUUUCAUUACUGGAGGAUAUUUGCUCACUCAUAAGGAUACCUUUCUUCCACGUGCCGAAGUAUACCGUUUUGCUGCUGCUCUCAUUGAUGCAUCUGCAAAGAAACAAACGAAAAUCCGAAUUCCACCACCAGCAAUUCGUCGUCCUGUUGAGCUUUGGACCGGAAAGCAACUUAUCGAGCUCAUUAUUCGCCCAGACAAAGGUUCGGAUGUGUCGCUGAAUUUGACCGCCAAAAAUAAGUCGUACACUGGAAAUCUUGAAUUGUGCUCCAAAGAUUCGUACGUUAUUAUCAGAAAUUCAGUUCUGUUGGCAGGAUGUUUGGAUAAAUCUCUGUUGGGUUCGUCGUCAAAAGUUAACAUUUUCUAUAUGUUGAUGAGAGAUUAUGGAGAGGACGCUGCAGUUGAUGCAAUGUGGAGAUUAGCCAGAAUGGCUCCAGUAUUUCUAUCGAAUCGUGGAUUUUCCAUUGGAAUCGGUGAUGUACGCCCAAGUGAGCAGUUGUUGCGAGAAAAGGGGCAAUUGGUCGAUAAUGGAUAUUCAAAAUGUUCGCAAUAUAUCAAAGAGCUGGAAGAAGGAAAACUAAAAGCUCAACCAGGUUGCACUGAAGAAGAAACUCUUGAAUCAAUUAUUUUACGCGAGCUUUCAACGAUUCGUGAUCAUGCUGGACAAGUAUGUCUUCGUAAUUUGAGCAAGUACAAUGCACCAUUGACUAUGGCUGUUUGUGGUUCAAAAGGAUCUUUCAUUAACAUCUCUCAAAUGAUUGCAUGUGUCGGACAACAGGCUAUCUCUGGACACCGACCGCCCGAUGGAUUCGAAGAACGUUCACUUCCACAUUUCGAACGAAAAAAGAAGACACCAGAGGCAAAAGGAUUCGUUGCCAACAGUUUCUACUCUGGACUUACACCAACCGAAUUCUUUUUCCAUACAAUGGGAGGACGUGAAGGUCUUGUAGAUACUGCUGUUAAGACUGCUGAAACUGGUUACAUGCAAAGACGUCUUGUCAAAUGUCUCGAGGAUCUAUGUGCUUCUUAUGAUGGUACAGUUCGUUCUUCAGUUGGUGACGUCAUUGAAUUUGUGUUCGGAGAGGAUGGACUAGAUCCAGCAAUGAUGGAAGCUAAGGAUGGAAGUGUUGUUGAUUUUACGCACGUCUUGGAGCAUGCCAAAAAUAUUCAAACAACGAAAGAGCAACCAAUUCCAGUGGAUAAGCUCGAUGAAGUGCUGAAAGCAGAAAUUCAAAAGAAAUUCAAAGGAAAAUAUGUUCACUUUGCUGAUAAGCUUAGCGAAUAUAUCACUCAAACUGAAAUUAAGAAAAGUAAAAAGUGGCAAAAUGGAAAAGCUCAUUGCGGAAAUCAUGAGACAGCUGAUUUAAAAACUAAAGAGUCUUGCAAAAUUUGCAAGAAUUUGGAAGCCUAUAAAACAUCACUUCUUGCAAACUCAUGUCUAACAAAGACCCAACUCUGCAGUUUCAUUGAAUUAUGUUACUAUAAAGUGGCAAGAGCAAUCACAGAGCCCGGUACUGCAGUUGGAGCUAUUGCCGCAACUAGUAUUGGAGAACCAUCGACUCAAAUGACACUGAAAACUUUCCAUUUCGCCGGAGUUGCUUCUAUGAAUAUUACACAGGGAGUGCCAAGAAUCAAGGAAAUUAUCAACGCUGUCAAGACAAUUUCUACUCCAAUUAUCACUGCAGCACUGCUGGAUCCUUACGAUGAAUCGUUAGCCAGACGUGUUAAAGCUAGAAUUGAAAAGACCACAUUGGGAGAAAUCUGCGACUAUAUUGAAGAAGUUUACCUUCCGGAUGACUAUUUCCUACUUGUUAAACUGAACUCAAAACGUAUUCGACUUCUUCAAUUGGAAGUUUGUAUGGAAUCAAUUUCAUAUGCAAUUGCAACUUCAAAAGUGUGUCCACAGAUGAGAGGAUGUAAAAUUGUUGCUCAUGGAAAGACAAUGAUGGCAAUUCGACCACCAUCUACAAGCAAAUUAAGUAAAACUAUGACAAUGCAAAUUCUCAAAUAUUCUCUCGCAAAUGUGGUAGUCAAAGGAAUUCCAUCAGUGAAUCGAUGUGUCAUUCAUGCAGAUGAAAAGAAGGGUGAUUUCUAUUCUCUUUUGGUUGAAGGAACUGAUUUCCGAUCUGUUCUCUCUUCUGUUGGAGUUGAUCCAAGAAAAACGAAUUUUAAUAAUGCACUCGUGGUCGCUGAUGUUCUUGGAAUUGAAGCAGCUCGUUCGUGUAUUAUCAAUGAAAUCAUUGCAACAAUGGAUGCUCAUGGAAUUGGAUUGGAUAGACGUCACGUCAUGCUUCUCGCGGAUGUUAUGACUUACAGAGGAGAAGUACUUGGAAUCACUCGUAAUGGUCUCGUUAAAAUGAAAGAUUCCGUACUUUUACUUGCUUCCUUCGAAAAAACGAUGGAUCACUUGUUUGAAGCUGCAUUUUUCUCUCAACGUGACGUGAUUCAUGGAGUUUCGGAGUGUAUUAUUAUGGGAACCCCAAUGACUGUCGGAACCGGUACAUUCAAAUUGAUGCAGAAAUACGACAAGAAAGCCGUUCUUAAACAGAAUUCGCCGAUUUUCGAACGUCUGAACGUCACUCUUUAAUUUGUUCGAUUUAAUACUUUUUCUUUACCACCCAGACUUUUACUCAUUUUUGUUAUUUAGAUACCUUUCUUUAUAUUUAACUUUUUUGUUUCAACCCGUUCGCUUUUUUGUUAUUAUUUUUGUUGUUGUUGAAAGAACAUAAGUUUAUUG
Molecule: messenger RNA, 4387 nt
Organism: Caenorhabditis elegans
Lineage: Eukaryota; Metazoa; Nematoda; Chromadorea; Rhabditida; Rhabditidae
Gene: rpc-1
Product: DNA-directed RNA polymerase subunit
Exons: 13
Coding region: 35-4237 (1400 amino acids)
Biological process (GO): DNA-templated transcription
Cellular component (GO): nucleus
Molecular function (GO): DNA binding; DNA-directed RNA polymerase activity; 5'-3' RNA polymerase activity
Source: RefSeq, marked reviewed